ACAAUGGUGACAGCAACGCAGUAUUAUGAACGUGAUUUUUUAGAAUAUAUAUUUACAAGAAUAAUUUCUACUUUUCGAUAAUGGUAAUUGGGUGAAAAUUGUUUUAAUAAAUUAACCUCACAAUGGGAUUUUUGUACCUUUUAAAAAGGAAAAGUAUUAUUUUUAUAACAAUAUUAAUUAUUGUGCUAUAUCUAAACUUAGUAACUCGAUUAUUUGAACGAGACUUCGAAACAGAUUUUGAUUAUCCUUUAGUAGGAAAUAUAGAAUUAUUUGCUGAAGAGCUAAGGAAUGGUAAACCUUCAGUUGAGCCUAUCAAUAAUUAUAGCUACACAUUCAAUAUAAUUAAUAAAGAUAAAUGUAAGAAAAAUGAUGGCUUUAUCAAACCAAGAAUUGUGUAUAUUGUUAAAUCAGCUAUGCCGCACUUUGAAAGAAGAGUUGCUAUAAGAAGUACUUGGGGAUAUGAAAAUCGUUUCUCGGAUGUUAUCAUAAAAACUGUGUUUAUGCUAGGCAUCAGUUUGCAUGAUGAAAUAUUGCAAGAAAAUAUAAAUAAAGAGAGUGAAAAAUUUAAUGACAUAGUGCAAGCAAAUUUUAUUGAUUCAUAUUUCAACAACACGAUUAAAACAGCUAUGGCAUAUAGAUGGGCUGUUGAAUAUUGUCCAUAUUCUCAGUUUUAUAUAUUUAUGGAUGAUGAUAUGUAUGCAUCAACAAAAAAUUUAUUAAGCUUUAUCAGAAAUCCUGUAUAUUAUCCAGAAUAUUUGAAAAGAACUGAUGAAACUUUGAGAAUGCUAGUCCAUCAAAGAAAAUUGUUAACAAACGCAUCUUCAACAGAUUUAAAUAGAUCUAAGAGACAGUUAGUUGAUUAUGAACUUCCAGCCGAUGCCAAACUAUAUGCAGGUUUUGUUUAUGAUACAUAUCCCCUCCGUGAUUUUGGUAGCAAGUGGUAUAUAUCACUAAAGGAAUAUCCUUGGAAUAAAUAUCCUCGUUAUGUUACAGCUGGAAGUGUAGUACUAUCAAAUGAAGCUUUGCAUGUGUUAUAUUAUGCCUUUUAUUAUGUAAAACAUUUUAGGUUUGAUGACAUAUUUAUUGCAAUUGCGGCUUAUAAAACUGGAAUUGAGCCUUUGCAUAAUGGAGAGUUCUUAACUAGUCACAGUCAUUUUACUGGAUCGAAUCGAUAUACACUUACAGCUCAUGGUUUUGGAGAUCCUGAGAAGUUAAUAGUGGCAUGGACAGAUGCUAGAGCUGCAGGAAAUGCUUAACAAUAAACAGUUAUUACAUACUGAAAAUUUGUCAUUGGCAUAUUACUAUAUUGCUAAAUUUAUAAUGAUAGUGUGAUACACUGACUUCUCUUUAAAUUAAAUAAAUCA
Molecule: messenger RNA, 1364 nt
Organism: Ctenocephalides felis (cat flea)
Lineage: Eukaryota; Metazoa; Arthropoda; Insecta; Siphonaptera; Pulicidae
Product: beta-1,3-galactosyltransferase brn-like
Exons: 3
Coding region: 123-1256 (377 amino acids)
Cellular component (GO): membrane
Molecular function (GO): hexosyltransferase activity; UDP-glycosyltransferase activity
Source: RefSeq, a predicted model, not a curated record